Messenger RNA from Epinephelus moara (kelp grouper), 4242 nucleotides. RefSeq names its product serine-rich adhesin for platelets. NCBI's taxonomy places the organism in Eukaryota, Metazoa, Chordata, Actinopteri, Perciformes, Serranidae. The transcript has 6 exons. The record is from RefSeq and is a predicted model, not a curated record. Gene Ontology annotation, molecular function: proton-transporting ATP synthase activity, rotational mechanism. Bases 564 to 2165 code for a protein of 533 amino acids. Gene Ontology annotation, biological process: proton motive force-driven mitochondrial ATP synthesis.
UGACCAUGAGGUGUGGCCGAAAGCUUCAAGAAAGUCAACUAUUUUGUUUGGAGAUUUUUUUUCUUCAAUAAAUCAUUUUUCUUUUUUAUUUAUUUAAUCAUUUGAAUAGGUAUAGAAAGAAUUAAAUUAAAAUAGAAUAAAUUUAGUAAAAUAAACUUCAAAUAACCAUAAAUUAAUCAUUAUUGAACAUAAAAAAAACCAUUCAGCUUCUGUUAUGAGAAAUAACUGCCAAGAAACUGUUUUUGUAGUUAAUUAAACGUCUUGUUCUGCCACAUAAUACCGUCAACAGCUCUGAGGACAACUCAAAUACCGUCUGACUGUAAUAUCAAAGGCUUUAGUCGGAAUUUUGACGAAGUGUUUUUGGUUUGCUCGGGGAUUUACGCGAAACCGGAAGUACGCAGGAGUGAAUCAUCUCAGUUUACGACGUAGCAGAGACGCCAGUGUGCGCACCACACCCACUGAUCUCUACAUGACCAUACAGUUUGACGCUGUUGUAACUUCCCUGUUGUACGUUUUUGGAACAUGCUUCAACCUGAUUGGCUGUUUGGACAGACGCGUGCACAAUGAGCUCUGAGGUGUGCCCAUUCUGUGGGAAAACCUACAAAAGGUUGAAGAGUCACCUGCCACACUGUAAGGCAGCAGCGAGCUCCAAAACACCUCCAACCAAACAUGAUGUCACAGCAAACCAGACAUCAUCGUCCUCUCAGCCGGCCGCAGCCUUGUCAGAAUCAACAGCGAAGUCCACACAGACACUGUCGAUAACAGCAAGUCCGCAAUCAAAGAAGAGUAAAAAGGCGUCUGUUGUAUCAUCAGAAACACCUUCAUUGUCCCCGAGUUCUGCAUCACCUCCACCAACAACUAAGAAGAAGAAACAGAAGCUGUCUGAGCAAAUCAAGGCAGCCAACAUGCUCUCCUCUACCACUUCCCUCACCUCCUCCCCAUCACCGUCUCUGUCUUCCACCGUCUCUAAGCCCAAAAAGCAAAGUCUCCAUUCUCUGAUAGAAGCUGCCAAGUCCACACAGGUUUCUAAGGGAUCACAGGAGGGAAGCACAUCGGCCUCAGAGGACCAAACUCUAAGCUCUAGACCCACAGCUCAGACCAAAACUAAUCCCAACCAAGGCGCAAUAAAAGACAACGCCCAUCCUUUGUUUCUGUCCGCGGACACUAAACCCAAAGCUGCAUCUAAAACGAAGGCGUCAAAGACGAAGAAGGCUGCACAAAUGACCAAACACACCUCUACCUCUCUGGACUCUGAAGUAAAUCAAAGUAGUGCAAGAUCCAGUGUAAGAGACGACUUCUGGAUGAGCAACGAGGGGCAAGUUGAGGAUUUAUCUGUGAAUAAGAUGCUUUUAAAAUCAGGAAGCAGCCACCAGGCCAGGGUUACCAUCCAGGAUGUUAAAGCCAUGUUAGGCAGAGGUAAUGCCACCCGUAAAUCCAGCAGACCAAGCAUCCUGAGCCGAAUUGAAACUGCUGAUGAUUUAAACAGCAAAAUCGGACUUGGUACUAGUCUCAGUCCAGUUCCUCCCCCAACAGGGACCUUGGAAACAUCUAGAACCCUGUCAGACCAGCUGCCCAGCACCAGUUUACAACACACUGAGCUACAGUUAGUCAAGAGAAAGUCUAAACCAGCGUCUUUAGUCCCCAUGCAGCAGCAUGAACUAACCUCCCCUGCCGCUCCCCUCCUUUCUGGCCAUCUAUCGUCUCAGGUGAGCAAAGCCACGCUCCCUCAAAGUACAGUCAGCGCAAAUGAGGGGCUGAAGAUGACAGGACUUCUCACUAUAUCGCCAUCACUCACUGCGUUUUCCAGCCCUCUACCGGCAGCGAGGGAGGAGAUGUUGAGAGCCGAUGAUGGGUUGAAGUCGCAACUGAAGGGCAGGAAGCAAAAAACUGCUGAUGAGGGAACUAAAGGAGCUCUGACGCAGCGGAGUCUUGGCCAGGUGAGACUGAGGGAGCUGCCAGAGUGGCUGGCCUGUAAAACCCCCAGCCAUCCAAGAGAUGUGGUGGAAAUGGUGCAAAGAGGCUGGCAGUGGUAUUACAGGAGGUACAUUGAUGUGAAGAAAGGUGGUGUAGGUGGAGUGGGCAUGUUGUUAGCAGGAUACUGUGUGCUCAGCUACAUCUGGAGAUACCCUCACCUCAAGCAUGAUCGAUGGAGGAAGUACCACUAAUGUGAAGGUGAAGACGCUUGGACAAGCUUAACUGUGUGUGAGGGAAACAGCAGCUCGAAGCAUCUGUUCUGUUAAUAAUAUAUAAUUAAUCCAGAUCCAAAGGUUUACACAGGAUUUGUGUCUGACAAGUUGGUACUGGUUUCUCGUCAUCAUGGUAGCGCUUCCUGUCAGCCCAUUUGGUUUCUGUCUAUGACUCUCAUAUCUGUCCGUUAAAAAUGAAACCACAGCAAGCAGCUGGUUAGCUUAGCUUAGCAUAAAGACUGGAAACAGAGGGAAACAGCUAGUUUGGCUCUGUUUAAAUGCAGACAAAAUCCAUCAACCAGCACCUUUUAAAGCCUUAUAUCAUGUUUAUUUGUAUAGAAAUAAGGUUGAAAAAAAGACAAUUUGCCUUUUUAAGGUGAUACAGCAACUGAGGCUAAACAAUUUAUUUAAAUUAAAUUGAAAUGACAAUAUGGCCCACUGCUGUUUUCAAAUAGCAGGAGACCUCAUAUUUAUUAAAGGCAACAUGUGUGUCAGAUUACCAUUUGACAUUGGGACUUUAUUGUUGUCUCGUUUGAGGACAUUGGGACUUUAUUGUUGUCUCGUUUGAAGACAUUGGGACUUUAUUAUCGUCUCGUUUGAGGACAUUGGGACUUUAUUAUCGUCUCGUUUGAGGACAUUGGGACUUUAUUAUCGUCGCGUUUGAGGACAUUGGGACUUUAUUGUUGUCUCGUUUGAGGACAUUGGGACUUUAUUAUCGUCGCGUUUGUGGGAGGAAGCUGGAGCACCUGGAGAAAACCCACACUGACACAGGCAGAACAUGCAAACUCCACACAGAAGGGCACUCCCAGGAAAUCUCUUGCUGUGAGGCGACAAUGCUAACCACUGCACAAAUGUGCUGCCAGUAUUGCCUACUGCAGUUUUCAAAUGGCAGGCACAAUAUUGUUAAAAGGUGGCAUGUGUUUAAAUACCAUUUAAAACGAAUAUUUUUGUGCUGAAGAAGUGGCCUCGACACAUGGCAAAGUGUCACUUUUUUACACCCUUUUAGUCUGGAUUAAACAAAAGAGACAUAAUAUGUUAAUCAGUGAGCUGUAAAGUUGCUGGUAGGUGGAUUUUCUUACCUUUGGACAAACCAGAUUCACUGUUUGCUCCUGUUUCCAGUCUUCAUGCUAAGCUCAGCCAACCAGCUGCUGGCAGUGGCCUUAUAUUAAAUGGGCAGUUAUCAUAGUGUGGUGUGUUUAACUCUUUGCCUGAAGGUGAAUAAGUGAAUUUUACAAAAUGUCAAACUAUUCCUUUAACAAAUGGAAAAGUUGUGGAUCUGAUACCAGUAGUUUUAUUCUCAACUGACUUGCUCCUGCGUAGAGCAUCUGAAGUGAAAGCCUGUGAGCAGUACACUGAAGCAUAUUAUUUAUUCACAUAUCUAUGUUUAUAUUUUGUAGUUUGCUUUGUAUUUUAUUUUAGAUUAAGAAGGGAAAAUGUUCACUAGAGACAUGCUGAAAAUGAGUUUCUAUGUGGAGUCCCACUGUGUGUUUCCAAAGGGCUCCACUAGGUGUCACUGUUGUGCUGUGCUACCAAAUCCAGAGGGGCUGGGCAGUCAAAUGUUUGCUAUGCAGAGUUUUCUGAGCUCCUUUGUGCAGAGGCAUUGGUGCUGGGGUCCAUGAGGGGAUUAAAGGGAACUAACAGAUUUUUAACUUGAUUAAAAUACUUGAUUACUCUGGCAGCCCAGACACAGAGAAACAUGAAAUCCAAAAUAUCCUGACUCCAGUCUCCGUGAAGAGAUCAUAUCUGUGCAGCAGAGGGUUACAGAUCCGUUUUUCUUUUGCAAAUGCUUUCUCCCUGUCACAUGAUGUUAUUAUGCAUGCCUAGUCUGUCAGUGCCAGUAUGUGAACACUCACAGAAUAGCAAUGGAGGGACGCUGAAGGAGCUUUCUCAUCCGGACCGGACCAGUUUGUCAUUGUAUUCAAAAUGAAUUUAUUGUUGACUUCUCCUCGCCGCUGUAGUGAACACACAUUAGCUACAAAUGAAGAAAUGACAGUAUUUUUGUAAUGACUUUUUUCCUGAUGCCGCCUUGUAGCCAACACAAUAAAAAAUAAUUUCC